AUCCCAUUCACGCACCCACAUAUCCCGAGUGUCGACGGCGCUUGCUCCAAAACCCUGCAGCCAAGAUGAGCAACCUCCCAGCCAUCGAACUUGCCGAGCGGUCUGCAUGGAAAGCGCUGCAUGCGCUCCUGCUGGAACAUCCCUCCAGCGCCAAAGAGUGCGACGACUACGGCAUGCUGCCGCUGCACUGGGCAUGCACGGACCCAUCUGUGACCGCCGCCGUCGUACAAACCUUGCUCGACUUGCAUCCAACUGGCGCACGCACGAAAAACACUGCUGGCCUCUUGCCCCUCCACAUCGCGAUCAAAGCCGAGAUCGACGUCCCGAUCGUAGACAGCAUCCUGCAGGCAUAUCCUGCGGCGUUGGAAGUACGCACUCCUCAUGGCGACACACCUGGAGACCUCGCUCGGAAGCUCGCGAGUCCACAAGAGCUGUGCGACGUCCUCCACAUCGAGUACGACGUGCCUCGUCGGAUGUCCGUCGAGUCAUUCCUGUCCAAGUCGCGCUCGAGUAGCUGCAGCUUUGGUGGGGGAUCGCAAUACGGAGGCACCAACGGCAUGUCGAACGUGCACUUGCCGCCAAGGUGGCAGCACGAGAAAGCGUGCCAUGUGUGCCAGGCCAAGUUCGGUCCGUUCCGAUCGCGGCACCACUGCCGCGGCUGCGGUGUGUCCGUUUGCAAUGCGCACUCUCGUGGUCGUAUGGCCCUGCCCCACCUCGGCUUGCAAUCCCUGCAGCGAGUUUGCGCGGCGUGCUACGAAGAGUUCAAUCCAGAAGGCCCGGGCGUCGGCUCUCUCACGCUCACCUCAAGUCGCAACAUCCGCCGCAUUCGUUCACAGACAGAGGACUUUUUCAAGUCGUCGUCGUCGUCGUCAAGUCGGAGCAUCCUGGCACAGAAAGCAGCAUAUUUGCUGGAGCACCCUCGGCAGCCGGAAGCGGACCAAGGCUCCGACAUCACGCGACCGUCGAGAACGUCGUCCGAGUCGUCGCAUGACAUCGAUCUUCUGACCGAGUCGAUCCUCACGUUGAAUCGAACGAAAGCGCUGUUGCAGGAGCAACUGCAGGCGACUCACAUGGUGGCCCAGCAACCCCCGCUCAAACCGCGAGAUGGCACAGAGCAUUGGCCGCAGAUGCAUCACUCGUCUGGGGCUGUCGUCGACGUAGCCCAGACCCAGCACUUGCUAGGUACAGCUCCAUCUUGAAAUGUUUUCCUUGUUCAUCGACUGCACCUACCUCGUCAGGAGGCACGAAUCGAUAACUAACCGGACGUGACAUGUUGUCGGCGCAGGAGUGACGCUGGCUGACAAAGGCAGCACGGCGGCUGCCAUUGACGCCUUGCGAAAGAGCAUUUCGAACAAGCAGACAGCGGGGGCCUGGUACGACUUGGGCAGGUUAUUGCAUGCAUCAGGGGAAGAGGACGCUGCCGAAGACGCGUUGAGAAAGGUGGCGGACUUGUCGUUUGGCUGAGGCGGUGACGAUUCGUACGUCCGUAGGCGUUGGCUCUGUGUGCCGAAGAGGAACAGCAGAAGAUUCUGACCAUGCUGGGCAAGGUUCUUUACGCCAAGGGCGACUCCAAUGCAGCGCUGGACGUGUUCCAGCAAGCGCUGGGGGAUCUUUCUCACGCCGCGGACGAGAGUAGUGACGAGGAGGUCGUUGGGUCCUCGACUGCCCAGUUUUAAUCCACAUCGUCCUCCACAAGUCUUUGCGAGGCACCACAGACCAAGUAGCAGAGCCAGACGAUUGCCCCAUGAUGGGGAUGCAAAGAGUGAGCUAGAAAAAAUAUCCAGGUUUAUUAAGAAUUCGGUCGAUUUGGG
Molecule: messenger RNA, 1811 nt
Organism: Aphanomyces invadans
Lineage: Eukaryota; Oomycota; Saprolegniomycetes; Saprolegniales; Verrucalvaceae
Exons: 4
Coding region: 66-1199 (377 amino acids)
Biological process (GO): protein targeting to vacuole; protein transport to vacuole involved in ubiquitin-dependent protein catabolic process via the multivesicular body sorting pathway
Cellular component (GO): ESCRT-0 complex
Molecular function (GO): metal ion binding; ubiquitin binding; phosphatidylinositol-3-phosphate binding
Source: RefSeq, a predicted model, not a curated record